Molecule: messenger RNA, 732 nt
Organism: Pygoscelis adeliae (Adelie penguin)
Lineage: Eukaryota; Metazoa; Chordata; Aves; Sphenisciformes; Spheniscidae
Product: bone morphogenetic protein 4-like
Exons: 4
Coding region: 1-732 (243 amino acids)
Biological process (GO): SMAD protein signal transduction
Cellular component (GO): extracellular region
Molecular function (GO): growth factor activity; cytokine activity
Source: RefSeq, a predicted model, not a curated record
AUGGCCCCUCCAUCUGCCCAAGCGUCCCAGGAGGAUGCGGCGUGCAGAGGGAUGCGGCCGUCUGGCACGGGCUGGGGGUUGCACGGACCCGGCUGCUCCCAUUUACAAAACGUGGAGCAGGAGUCGGAGAGGAGAGGGAAACAGGUCAGCGUCUACCAAGUGUUGGAGAAGAGCGAGCCGGACGCCCCCGGAGGGAAGAAGCUGCUGGCAGCCAGGCUCGUCUCGCUGCAGGGCUCCGGCUGGGAGGUCUUUGCCAUCACGCAGGCUGUUCGCGACUGGACCGAAGACGAAAGCAGCAACCAGGGUUUGCUGGUGACAGUCCAGGGCCUGGGCGGGAGCCCGCUCGACCCCCCACCGCUGCAGUUCGCAACCAGCAGGGACCACCACGAGAGCAAGAAGCCCAUGUUGGUCCUGUUCACGGACGACGGGCGCCGGGGAGCGUCCCUGCCCAUGGCCGGCUUCCCAGCCGCCGGGAUCAUCCCCCCGCGGGGGUACAACGCCUACCACUGCAAGGGCUCCUGCCCCUUCCCGCUGGGCGAGAACAUGCGGCCGACGAACCAUGCCACCGUGCAGUCCAUCAUCAACGCCCUCAAGCUGAGCGAGGGCGUCAGCAGCCCCUGCUGCGUGCCCGACAAGCUCUACUCCAUCAACCUCCUCUACUUCGAUGAUGAUGAGAACGUGGUCCUUAAGCAGUAUGACGACAUGGUGGCCGGGAGCUGCGGCUGGCCCUGA